Messenger RNA from Populus trichocarpa (black cottonwood), 11383 nucleotides. RefSeq lists its product as uncharacterized. The transcript is spliced from 48 exons. Gene Ontology annotation, biological process: protein targeting to vacuole; protein retention in Golgi apparatus. The record is from RefSeq and is a predicted model, not a curated record. Gene Ontology annotation, cellular component: extrinsic component of membrane. Bases 199 to 10764 code for a protein of 3521 amino acids. NCBI's taxonomy places the organism in Eukaryota, Viridiplantae, Streptophyta, Magnoliopsida, Malpighiales, Salicaceae.
UUACAUUUCGGGUGGGCACCAUUAGACCCACCCGCCCGAUCCACGAGAAAACAAAGAACCGUUCCCUUUCAUUUUCUGCAAUCCACAGAGCUCACACCAUCUACCAUCUCUCCCUCUCUAUCACUGGUCAAUGAAAUCAAAGAAGCGAUUGUUUUUUUUCAUUAGUUGAUUAUAAAUAAAGUUCAAUUAAAGAAGAGAAUGUUUGAAGGACUGGUCCAUCGCGUUCUGGUCGGUUAUCUAGGCCGUUACUUUAAAAAUAUCCAAAAAGAACAGCUCAAGCUCAGCCUCUGGAACGAGGAGGUGUUAUUGGAGAAUGUGGAUUUGAUUCCGGAAGCUUUCGAUUAUCUCCGGUUACCCUUUUCGAUUAAGCAAGGUCGGGUUGGGAGGUUAAGCAUUAAGCUUUCGUGGAAAAAGAUUGGGUGGGAUCACCCCAUUAUUAUUGCUGUAGAAGACGUUUUCAUUUGCUUGUCCCAACGGGAAGAUCAGGAGUGGAAUUUGGACGCAGUUGAAAGACGGGAAUUUGCUGCUAAAAAAGCUCAACUUGCUGCCGCAGAGCUUUCAAAAUUGUCAAAGCGCAUAUGUGAUAAUCAGGCGGGGAAAUCAUUUAUCUCAUAUAUUACUGCAAAGGUUCUUGAUAGCAUCCAACUUUCAAUUAGAAAUUUUCAUGUCCAAUACAGUGAAAGGCAGUUUGACUCGGCACAGGUUUUGUUCGGGUUGCAGUUUUCCAACUUGACGGUAAAGCAAAAUCUGGUUGGAUCAUUUGGUGCGAAGAUGGUAGGUGGCCAAGUAAACAAAACUGCGAGUAUUGAAGGCUUGGAAAUUUAUUGUACCACAUCGAAAGGAGAUAUUGAUUCAAUGGGUUUGGAUGAUGCUGUGGACUCCAAAUCCUGGUGCAGUGCAAGAAAUGGAGGCAAUGAGUUUGACUACUUAUUACAGCCACUCAAUGUAUCAGUGUCACUUGGGGUUAACAGAGCAGGAAAGCUUGACAGUGAUUUGCCCCAGUAUUCAAUCAGGGCCGACCUAAAUGAAUUGGCUGUGUCUUUAAAUGAGAUUCAGUUGCAGCGAAUAUUGAUUUUAUCAGAUUACUUAAGCACGAGCAGUUUACGGGAGAAGUAUGGACGUUACCGUCCUUGGGGUUGUCCUCUAUCGAGAAAACAGGAUGGAUGGCAAAGAUUAUGGUGGCACUAUGCUCAAGAAUCCAUUCUGGCAGAUGUUCGCUUGAAGUUGAAGAAAACUUCAUGGAGAUAUUUAGGACAGAGACUGAGUUUUCGCCGAAAGUAUAUUAAUUUAUACCAGACUAAACUAGAGUUUCUCCAUCGAGAACAGGCAAUCGAUGAAUAUAUUAUUCAGGACUUGGAGCAAAUGGAGAAAGAAUCUGAUAUAGAUGAUAUCCUAAGUUAUAGGUCUGUGGCUGAACUUAAGCUCCAGGAAGUUUUAUCGAACUCUUUAUCUUCAAAUAUGGAAGUUAACGGUGCCCAUAGUUUCAUUGAGAAGUCACAAAAUGAUGAACGCUCAUCAAGCGGGUCCCGUGGAUGGUUGAAUUGGAUCUCCCGAGGCAUGCUUGGUGCUGGUGGAACCGAUGAUUCAACUCAGUUCUCUGGUGUUGUUUCUGAUGAAGUCGUAAAGGAUAUAUAUGAAGCAACGGAGUUCCAGCCAUCUGUUUUAUCUAGUGGUGAUGUUGAUGCAAAUUAUAAGAUGUUUACAUGUGCAAUGAAGUUUACUGUAGGUUGCAUUACUGCAACACUGCAGAGCAAGAGUUACUCUAAAAAAAUUGCUGACCUGAUUUUUAAUGAGUUAGUCAUUGAAUGCAAGCUUUGGGAAGAGUUGGCAACGGUUGUUUGCCACUUUAGAUCAGGAGAGAUGUUUGAUCCAUGUAACAAGAGAGUCAUUCUACAGAUAGGAAGGUCCCUUACGGAUGGUAACGUGCGGGAAGAUGAACCUCCUUCAUGUAGAUUUCAAGUGGACAUUUCACCAAAGCGGGAUAUUGAAUUGUCAGUAAAGGUCAUGCUUCAACUGCUGGAAGUUUCUUGUGAUCUAGAGUUGUUUCUAAGUCUCUGGGAACUCUUUACUGUGUUCAAAUCCUUUGAAUUUCAACUGGAAAGGGUUCUGUUGUCACUAAAUGGGAUUGAAGAUGUCAGGACUCGCUUAUUGUCAAAAGUGGAAUACAUCUUAUCAAGUCAUAAAAAGCUAAGUUGGGAUGUUAAUGUCAUCAAUAUUAUAAUUAAUGUUCCUUGGAGAAAAGCAACGCAGGAAGAACAUAAAUUGGUUCUGAAAUUGAAAUCCUUUUCUUAUACUUCUAAAUUUGAUGCGGAUUCUGUUGCUUCUAUUAUUGAAGAACAAUCUUCUAUCCCAAAACGGUUCUCAAGCUCAAUUUCAGCUUCUAAUAUUUUUACGGGGUUCCAAAUUCAAGAUCUCUAUAAUUACUUUGAGGUCAAAUUAAAUGACAUUGAGUUAAUUCUCAUUACCCCUCAACAUGCUCAAGCAAUCUCUAUCUUGGAGAAAUUUUGUGCUUCUGUUGCCCUGGCAUCCUGCAUCAUUUCUGAUCAAUCAGUAUUGAAACAAUUGGAGGUUUAUGUCAAUUUAUCAGCACUUAAUGCAAGCUUUUCCCCACCAAUAUAUGAGUCAGUCGUGGCAUUUAUUGCACAUAUGGAAAAUCUUUGUUCAAGGUCUGAACCUCUGAUGCUAAAAAACCCCAAUUCACCUGUUGUCAUCACAAAUCGACCUGGGGCUUCUGAUUUUGGUUUCGGUUUCUCUGUUUCUGCAAGAUUGGACUUGGUCAGUUUUUGUUUUGACCUCGCAAAUGAUGGAGAGAACAGCUCUGAACUCGUGUUCUCUCUUCAAGGAUUAGAUAUCUGGUUAUCUCAUACCCAAUUUGACGAGUUCUGGGUUUGUACAAAAGCAUUAAAGAUCACCACUUCCCCGUUGAGAGGUGAAAAUGAUGGCCAUAUUCUGUGUUUAUCUGGGAAGCAACUUUCUUCCAAUUCUGCAAAUCAUGAAGACUUGGGCAUCCGACAUGGCAAUCAGGAUGGAAAUUUAGAACGUUCACUCACUGAAGUAUGCUUUCUUUUGCACUAUGAAGCUUACAGAAGGGCAGAUACAGUUGUUAACAAGUGUACCGUUGGCUUGAAUGAUAUUGAUUUCCAUUGCUAUCCAUACAUAGUCGGGUUAUUAGUUGGAUUUUACAAUAAAUUAUCUGCUUAUGGUUCACCCUUCACUUCUGAUGACUCAUUUAGCCUUGUUACAGAGGCUAAAAGUCCUAGAAGAAGGGCUGGCUUAGAGUUUGAAAGAUUUGGUUACUCAAAUUUCAUUGAAACUGGGUCUUCUGAUCAUGCUAGCAUUUCUUUGGAUAACUAUCCCUUUGUUACUCUUUGCAAUUCUGCUUCUCUUGGCAGCAUAGAGAGUUCACUUCAUUACCCUAUUGCUGACUGGAGGAGAUUAUUUAAUUUAAGGGAAAGAAAAAUCAAAAGUACAAAAUUCUGUUUAAAGAAUGGAUUGAAAACUUUUGAUGCUUCACCAUUGACGUUCACAUCUGUGGUGGAUACAUCUGCUGCACCAGGAAUUAUUAGUGAUGCAAAUUUACUUAAUAUUGACAUAAAUCUUUGUGGAGUCAGAGUGCAUUUUCAUGAUUCCUCUUGCAUCGUUGGAACUGUUGCACUACCAACCUUGAAAUCUUCACUCUCAAUUUAUGAAGACUCUAUGGAUCUGCUGUGUUCUGCUGAGGGAUUGGUUCUCACAUCGUCUUGGUGGACUAAAAAUUUUCAAGAGUUUCUUUGGGGGCCCUCGUUACCAAAUCUGUCUCCCAUUCUAAAUUUACGUGUGAGAAAAGGGAAAUUUGGAUCAUUGCCUUCUGAACUUGAAGUCAGCAUCGGUAUUCAGCAUGUAUACUGCAUGUUGCCUCCUGAGUUUUUAGCCAUUAUAAUUGGUUACUUUUCAUUGCCAGAUUGGAGUUUAAAUCUGAGUGAGCAGCCUAUGAAAAUGGAAAACAAGAGUCAUGUAGUAUAUAAAUUUGAGAUACUGGACUCCACUUUGAUUCUGCCUGUGGAACAUGAUGACCAUCAGUUUCUGAAGAUAGAAAUUCAACAACUGUUCUGUAGUUUUAUUGAUAAGUGUGCUCCAAAUGAUGCAAUGAUGAAUAUUCCCCCUGACUAUAUGGUUCCAGCACACAAAGUUGCCAAAGCAAAUCACUGUUUGAAUAUGUUUGGAAGGGACUUAUCCCUAUCGUUCCUGCUAAGCAGAGAGGAUGAACAUGGUUGCUUAGAGCUUGAUCAAGAUACCGGGUGUGGUAAUAUCACCUUAAUUGCAGCACUUAGUUUAGAUCUUUGGGUUUGGCUACCUUGUGAUGACGAGUCUUGUUUUGAAAGCUCUUCUGUUUCCACAUGCAUCAUGUCAAGGAUUACCGAUUGUCAACUUAUUGCUGAUGACUGCUACAGUUUGGAUGGAUUUGAGGCGCUACUAGAUGUCAUAGAUCAGUUUUCUUCAGUUGAUGAUCAGUCCAAAAAUUUUGGAUCUGAUGUUUUGCACUUUCUUCAGUGGAAGAGGAGCCAAAAGGAAAAUUGUGAAGUUUCACCUGCUGCCUCAGGCACUGUCUCUUUGGAAGUUCAAUGUUCUGUUGAUUCCUUGUUGAUAAAAUUGUAUCAUUCUAGAGAAGGUUCAACUCUGCUGGAACCAAUUGCCAAGAUUGAUGUGAAGUUUAAAUGUUCAGCAUCUCUGGUAAAUGAGACACUUAUGGUAUUGGACUUUGGUUUUUCUUCUUUGGCACUAUAUUCACUGCCUAGUUCUGUGUUGUUAGCACAAUGCACUGGCAGUUCCUCUGCUUCAUCAGCCCUUCAUUUAUGUUUCUUAAAAUCUGUUGAAGGUGAAAAUGAACUUAAUAUUUCUCUUCCUUCUGUUAGUAUUUGGCUACAUCUUUUUGACUGGACUGGGAUCAUUGAUCUUUGUAAUUCUUAUGCUAAAAGAAUUGCUGAAAAUGAAGCGGUUCGAGCAUCAUCAAUGAGUUCAUCCAAAGAUCUGGUUGAUCCGACUGAAACUGUGAUAUGUGCUGUUUCUCAAAAUUCUCCUCAAAAUAUCAGCGUGCCCAGUUCUUAUGUUCAUAAUUAUGUGAGGCAGGACUCUGUUUCACUUAUUGUGAGAUCAGAAAAUAUUGGCCUUACGGUUCAUUUUCCUGUCUGUGCCACAGAAACUUUACCUGGUGAAAUACAGGCAGCUAUAGUUCAAGAAAGGAGGCCCCAAGAUGUUGCAUCUAAUACAACAGAACGGAAAAACAAUAAAUUUAUUGCAAUCACUACACAUAGUAGAAGAACUGAACUAUCCAUGGUUGGUAAAAUUGUGACCUUGAAAUGUAGUUUGCAGAAGGCCAUGGGCACUGUUGGAAUAUGUGAGGAUGAGAGCAUUACCACAUGGCCUCUCUUUGAGACAUCGCAAGUUGUUGUGUCAACUGAGAUUUUUAAUAGCCAGCUUGAGUCUGUCAAUAUUAAUUUAGGGGUACAGUGUGACCGGUUAGAUGUGCAGCUUUCCCAUCAAGUACUCUGCUUCUGGCAUGGUGUACAGUUAGACAUUGCUGAAGCAGGAACUUCUCGUUCUUUGUUUGGUCAUAUGGAUUUCAAAAUCCAGUUGCGGAAAAUUUCCUUUCUUGUAUCCGAUGAAAGGUGGAGCUUUGGUGGUCCUCUGCUAGAAAUUGCUAUGAGGAACUUUCUGUUGCAUGCUAUUGUGACUGAAAACAGCAUGGAGAGCUCAGUUGCAAGUGACCUUGAAGUGAACUACAAUAACAUCCACAAGGUUUUGUGGGAGCCAUUUGUCGAGCCUUGGAAGUUUCAGAUAAACAUGAUUAGAAAACAGGAGAUGACUGCUCACUUGAACAGUUCCAUUUUGACAGAUAUCGAUGUCACAUCAACAAUGCAACUUAAUUUGAACUGUACAGAAUCUCUUAUUGAGUGUUUUUUCAGGACACUUGAGAUGGUUAACGAUGCCUGGCAUUUGGGACCAAAUGAUCCAUUUGAAAACCAGAGAUCCUCAAGUAGCCAGUUAUCUGAAAAUGUACAUGAAGGGAGUUAUGCUCCCUAUGUGCUUCAAAAUUUGACUUCCUUGCCUCUUGGAUACCAUGUUUUCAAAGGGCUGGUUAAUGCAGAUGAGUUUGAUUUCUCUGAAAUGAAAGACGCAAAAUCUAUCCAACCAGGUUCUUCUGUUCCUAUUUAUCUUAAUGAAACUCUGGAGGAGCAAUUGUUUCGAUGUGGCCCUGCUCAGUCUUCUGACAGGCUCAGUGAGAAGCAAUCAAAUGGAGCUGUUCAUCACUUCAUGAGCAUUCAGCUUGACGGGAUGUUUCUACCUUCUCCUCCUAUUUCAAUGGAUCUUGUAGGACUUACCUACUUUGAGGUUGAUUUUACUAAGGUUUUGAAGCGGACAGAAAUGGAGAAAACGAGGAAUGUUUCAAAAUAUGAUAUGGACCUUGAAGAGAAUGCUAGAUUCAAUACUGAUGGUGGUUUUGUUGUUCCUGUUGUCUUUGAUGUUUCAGUGCAACGCUACACCAAGUUAAUACGAUUAUACUCAACAGUUAUACUUGCUAAUGCAACAUCAGUGCCACUGGAGUUGAGGUUUGACAUUCCUUUUGGACUAUCCCCGAAGGUCUUAGAUCCAAUUUAUCCAGACCAGGAGUUUCCAUUGCCUUUGCAUUUGGCUGAAGCUGGUCGAAUGCGCUGGCGUCCGCUUGGAAAUUCGUACUUGUGGAGUGAAGUACAUGACAUUUCUAACAUUCUUUCACACGAAAGCAAGAUUGGAUUUCUUAGAUCUUUUGUUUGUUAUCCAUCUCAUCCAAGCAGUGAUCCCUUUCGCUGUUGCAUAUCGGUUCACAGUUUUAGCUUGCCUUCAUCUAAAAAGCUGAAGAAAGGAUCAUAUAACACUUUGAGGCAAUCAUUUGAAAGUUUCGAUGGUGAUCAGAAGAAGUCUAGUAAUCGUUUUAUUCAUCAAGUAACCUUAAGUGCUCCAUUAGUAGUGAUCAAUUAUCUUCCAGAUGAAGUAUCUUUGGCAAUCGAGAGUGGUGGGGUUACUCGUACCGUGUUGCUCUCAGAGUUGGAAACUUCUUUCCAUCAUAUAGAUCCUUCAUACGACUUAGGAAUGGAAUUCUGUAUUCAUGGAUUCAGACCUUCGACUUUGAAGUUUCCACGUGCAGAAACAUUCUGUACAAUGGCGAAGUUCAGUGGAACCAAGUUCUCUUUAACUGAUACCGUUUCCUUUGAUUCUGAUUCAUCUGAUGGUCUGCUAUGUGUUACAGUGGAAAAGAUGAUGGAUGCAUUCUCUGGUGCACGAGAACUAUUCAUUUAUGUCCCCUUUUUGUUAUAUAAUUGCACUGGUUUUCCACUCAAUAUUUCAGAAUGCAAUUCAGAAAUGAAAGGAAGUCAUUGUACUAUCCCAUCUUGUUAUGUUUUGGUUGAAGAUGAAUGCCUUCAAGGCAGGAAAGAUGGUCUUAGCCAUUUAUCUUUUGACCAGGAUUCACAUUUGAGAGCUCCUCAUAUUAUCAGUUCAGGGAGUUCUUCUUCUAAAAAUAACGUUCUUUUGUCCAGGAGGGAUGCUACUUCGCAUCUUGGGAGAGUUAUUAGCAAACCUCUGAUUUUAUCUAGUUCCUCUGGACCUUUGCAAGAGCAAUCAGACAAGCAUGAUUUAGUUUGUCAAAAGGCUUCUUUUGACAAGUGUUCAAGUACUGACUCAAUUGAUACUGGACGUGGAGAGGUUAAAGCAUGCAUGUAUUCUCCCCAUGGUGUUUCUUCUGCUAAUGAAAUUAUGGUAAGAGUAAGUAGGCAUGAAUUUGUCAUGGAAAAUGCUUCCCAUUCCACAUGGUCAAGACCGUUUCUUCUCAUUCCACCAAGUGGUUCAAGCACUGUUUUUGUUCCACAAUCAUCAUCAAAUUCUGCACUGAUAAUAUCCGUGACUUCUAGUGAUGUUGCUGGAUCAUUCGCUGGGCGAACCCAAGCUAUUGCUUUCCAGCCCAGAUAUAUCAUUAGCAAUGUCUGCAGCAAAAAAAUAUGUUAUAAGCAGAAAGGAACUGAUUAUUCAGUUCGUUUAGGAAUUGGACAGCAUCACCAUCUUCACUGGAAAGACACAACGAGGGAGUUAUUAGUUUCCAUAUGUUUUGAUGAACCGGGAUGGGAGUGGUCAGGCAGUUUCUUGCCAGAUCAUCUAGGUGAUACACAAGUGAAAAUGCGGAAUAAUGCUGGGGUGCUAAGAAUGAUAAGGGUGGAGGUACAGAAUGCUAAUGUUUCCGUUAAAGAUGAAAAGAUCAUUGGAAGCCUCCAUGGGAAUUCUGGGACGAACUUGAUUCUCUUGUCUGAUGAUGAUACGGGUUUUAUGCCAUACAGAAUUGAUAAUUUCUCGAAGGAGAGGUUACGGGUUUACCAACAAAAAUGUGAAAAUUUUGACACAGUCAUUCACCCUUACACUUCUUGCCCAUAUGCAUGGGAUGAACCCUGUUUUCCCCAUCGUCUCACUGUUGAGGUUCCUGGACAGCGUGUCAUUGGGUCCUAUGCUCUUGAUGAUCUGAAAGAGUACAUACCAGUGCAAUUGAAGGCAACUGCUGAGAAGCCGGAAAGAACGUUGCUCUUAUCUGUCCAUGCUGAGGGAGCAAUAAAGGUGCUCGGUAUUGUUGAUUCAAGUUUCCAUGUUUUGAAAGAUGUUAAAGAUCCAUCACCUCCAUGGUUCCGAGAAAAAACUAAACAUGAACAGAAACAGAAAGAUGUAUUUUAUUACAAGGAGAAAUUCUCGGUCACUAUUCCAUAUAUUGGUAUCUGCUUGAUUAAUUCCUUUCCACAGGAACUGCUCUUUGCCUGUGCACAGAAUAUUAGCCUUAAUCUUCUUCAAAGUUUGGAUCAACAAAAGAUUUCAUUUCAAAUCUCGUCAUUGCAAAUAGAUAACCAGUUGCAAACAACACCAUAUCCUGUUAUUCUGUCCUUCAAUCAAGAAUACCGAGGCAGCACAGAGGGCCAGAGAGUCAAGGAUGACAUUGCUAAAUCAAAGAGUGAUAGAGUAUUGCAAAGAUCUCGUGAGCCUAUACUAUCACUCGCUGUAGCAACUUGGAGGAAGAAAGACAUCUCCUUGGUUUCAUUCGAGUAUAUAAGCUUAAGAGUGGCAAAUUUCCGCCUUGAGCUUGAUCAAGAAGUUAUAUUAAGAUUGCUUGACUUCUAUAAAGCUGUUUCUUCAAGGUUCCAGAGCAAUGUCUUGCCAUUUUCAGAUCCCAAACACCCACCUCUUCUAUGUGAUGGGGGUUUCAUUCAUGCUCAAACUCGUGAAUACUUCAAAACAAUAGACAGCCAGCUGCUUGGAAUCAACUUAUCUUCAUUGAGCAAGAGUCAAAUUAAUAGUGCAGCACUACCUCCAGUAGUUCCAAUUGGAGCCCCCUGGCAACAUAUUUCCUUUUUGGAUGGAAGACAGAAGAAGAUCUAUGUAGAACUGUUUGAUUUGGCCCCCGUCAAGUUUACUUUGAGCUUUUCUAGUUCUCCAUGGAUGCUGAGAAAUGGAAUUCUUACAUCAGGAGAAUCUCUUAUUCAUAGAGGACUUAUGGCUCUUGCUGAUGUUGAGGGAGCUCGAAUUCAUCUCAAACAAUUCAGAAUUGAACAUCAGAUGGCUAGUUGGGAGUCCAUGCAGGAUAUCCUCAUCCGGCAUUACACUCGUCAACUUCUUCAUGAGAUGUACAAGGUGUUUGGUUCUGCGGGUGUUAUUGGUAACCCAAUGGGAUUUGCAAGGAGUUUAGGCCUUGGCAUAAGAGACUUUUUAUCUGUUCCUGCCAGAAGCUUUUUGCAGAGCCCCACUGGACUGAUAACUGGCAUGGCACAAGGUACCACUAGUCUUGUAAGUAACACAGUCUAUGCUUUAAGUGAUGCUGCCACCCAGUUCAGUAAAGCAGCUCAAAAGGGUAUUGUUGCAUUCACAUUUGAUGACCAGUCCGUUGCAAGAAUGGAAAAGCAACAGAAAGGUGCAGCUUCACACAGUAAAGGUGUGAUAAAUGAAGUCCUUGAGGGGCUAACAGGUCUCCUUCAAUCUCCAAUAAAAGAAGCUGAGAAACAUGGUCUUCCAGGUGUCCUCUCAGGAAUUGCCUUUGGGGUUGCAGGGCUUGUGGCAAGACCAGCUGCUAGUAUUCUUGAGGUUACUGGAAAAACUGCACAGAGUAUCAGAAACCGAAGUCGGCUGUACCAAAUGGGACCUCAAUGCUAUAGGGUCCGGCUGCCUAGGCCUCUAAGUAGAGAACUUCCUCUGAGGCCUUACUCUUUGGAAGAAGCAGUUGGAACUUCAGUGCUUAUGGAGGCUGAUGAUGGCUUGUAUCUCAAGAAUGAAGUUUUAGUGAUAUGCAAAUCCCUUAAACAAGCUGGUAAAUUUGUUGUUGUCACUGAGAGACUCGUGUUGACUGUUAGCUCUCCUGGUUUGGUAGAUUUAGGAAAGCCUGAAUUUCGAGGUGUUCCCAUUGACCCGGAGUGGUUAGUAGAGUCAGAAAUUAGUUUGGACAGUGUCAUCCAUGUUGAUGCCGUGGAAGAGGUGGUACAUAUUGUUGGAACCCGUUCAGAUGCCUUACUGAAGCAGAACCAGCACCAGUCAAAAAAAGGGGUUCUGACACGAACAAAGAGCUGGAACAAUCGAACUUCUCUUCCACUUUCCCUUACAAACUUGGAAUUGGCAUCCAUGAACGAUGCAAAGGAAUUGUUACAGAUUUUGUUGUCUACGAUUGCACAAGGUAAAGAACGUAGACUAGGCAGUGGAUAUGUUCUACAUCGAAGUAAUAUCAUGUAAAGAGGAGCGCUUGUGAGAAUAUAGGGGAGCUUCCAAGAUCAAGAUACUAAAUCAUGCACGCAGAUUAGCUUAUUAAACCCAGAAUUAUUUCCUUCAACGAGUUGAGCAAAGCUUGUGCUCCUCGCCGGAAACAAGAUUCCUUAGGAAGAAAUUUGUUCAUCUAAAUCUACUGUCAGAAUCGGUACAAUUGUAUAGUGGAAAAGCUCCUGUUUGUUUGUGCAUAGAAAUUUUGUCAAGAAAUGCUUGAAUGCAAGCAGUAUCUAUGGAUGACAUUAUCGAUAGCAGUGGCAGUGGUGGCUGUCAUGGUGAUAGUUACGACCAAGAGAGCUUGUCUGUGCAUAAGGGCAUGCAAUAUCCCUAGUGUGCUUUUCAUCAACCACAGCAUUGCCUUCCCCCUCCUUCCUUCAACAUUGUCCAGCCUUCCUCCAUGACAGAACAAAAAUGGAGAAAAUCCUGGAUCGCUUGUACAUUCCAUCUGUACAUUUUGUAGAGUAAAAUAGAAUAAUUUUCAAUUUUUUUCUUAGCUUAGCUUGAUAUCUAUUUGCCUUUAAUGUUUGAGCACCACCCAUUCAUAGGAUUAAGCAAUGACAUAUAAUUAAAAACAAAACAGUACAUGAUA